Strongylocentrotus purpuratus (purple sea urchin) is the source of this 1783-nucleotide messenger RNA. RefSeq names its product acid-sensing ion channel 1B-like. Gene Ontology annotation, molecular function: ligand-gated sodium channel activity. NCBI's taxonomy places the organism in Eukaryota, Metazoa, Echinodermata, Echinoidea, Camarodonta, Strongylocentrotidae. The transcript has 7 exons. The record is from RefSeq and is a predicted model, not a curated record. Gene Ontology annotation, cellular component: membrane. Bases 207 to 890 code for a protein of 227 amino acids. Gene Ontology annotation, biological process: sodium ion transmembrane transport.
UGAGGAGCUGACUGCAGCCAAUUUUUCCUUCGAUAUCUUUGACUUUGGGGUCUGCUUCACCUUCAACACAGGCACAGAUGGCACUGAUUUACUCAUGGUUGAAACGUCAGGUAAACUCCACGGACUGGGUAUGAUACUGGAUACACAGCAAUGGGACUACUUCUAUUCGAGUGAUUUCCAUCGUGUUUCCAGCGGUUUUUCAAGUGAUGGUUUACGACCGGAAUGAAGUCCCAUUAGUAUCCGAGUUGGGCUUUGCCGUCGGGCCUGGGACCGAGAACCUAGUCGGUCUCGAGAUAACAGAGGUGAAUAAUCUCCCGCCGCCCCACGGUGUGUGCGGCCACAAAAAUCUGAAAUAUUACGACCACUACUCCACAUCAGGAUGCCGCGAUGAGUGUCAUACCGACUACGUGAUUCAAAGAUGCGGCUGCAAAGAACCUUACAUGCCAGGUAACACCUCUGUUUGUAACCCUGUGGAGCUCUAUGACUGUGCAGCAACAGCAACAAUUGAUUUCAUCAAGACCGCUGCCCAUGAUUGCGAAUGCCCAGUUCCGUGUCACAGCGUAACGUAUGAGCCUGUAGUCACUACAGCGGGAUUUCCGUCACACUUCUGGUCCGCUUCACUGUCCGAUAUCUACCAACGCGUUUACAACAUUACACUUUCUCCUGAAUACUUCAGUGAAAACAUGGUGUUCAUAAACAUCUUCUUCAAAGAGCUCAGCAUUGAGAAGAUCACACAACAAACAGCUUAUACAUUCUUCAGUCUUCUUUGUGAUAUCGGAGGCGCGAUGGGACUGUGGCUAGGAGGGAGUAUUCUCACCAUCUUUGAAUUCUUCGAUCUCCUGAGCAACUCGACCCAUUUCUACUACACCAGAUUAGCGCGACGAAAGUAAUCAACCAAUGACGAGGAAUGAAUUAGGAACCUACUGCGAUGUUAUUGAUGGAAGGUUGACAAGACCAAACUAUCAAGAGACCAACAUUAAUUGACACCGAACGAAGAAGACUCGUGAUUUCGAAGAGCCACCUAAACCACAUUUCGUGGAAGAUAGGUCCAUUAGACCAAAGGUUUCUGGCAACAUGAGCAACAAGGCCGACAUUGUCGAUCUCGCAGACCGUCAGGAAAGUAAAUCAGAAGGUUCGCAAGACCGACAGCGCAAGAUAUUGACAUGUCAGUUUCUGACGUGUCUUCUGGAAACUUCCAGACGGUUUACGAGACCGACUGUCGGUCCGCGGGAUGUCCCGGGUACAGCUCCAUGUUUAUAUAGUCAACGUGUUUCGAACGAUUACAAGACCGAUUAUUAAAAGCAUGUACAUGUAUACAGGAUACAGUUCGCAAGGAUGAUAAUUCUUGGUCUAUGGGGAAACUCCGAGCUCGUGGAACUUCAGUCAUCAUAGUCAUCCGGUCUGCAUCCAAUGACGCAUAACUUUAACUGAAAUACCUCAAAACACAAAGGUAUAUAAUAUAGACGCACAUGGUGAUCCUAGGAUAACUAUCGCCAUGAUAAUUGCAUAUGUCAUGAUACCCCCGAUCGCAUAUGGAUAAAGCAUUUUAUACAACACCUACGUGGACCCUUAUCAUUUGAUUGGAGGAUUGUUGGUCACAUGAUAUUUAAUAGAUGUUCUAUUGCACGAGCGUGCAUUUUUGGUUAUAUUCGCCGUGCAAUUUUGGUUAUAUGCAGACUGCGUACUGCCGUGCGCGUAUCACUGUGUGUAUCUGACGCAAAGGCAAUCUGAAUGUAAUCGAGAAGGCUUGAAGUUGACUCCAACUUUAAUUUAUCUUUAAUAU